AUGGCCGAUGAAUACGAUGGGUAUAAUCCCAAGAGGAGGAGGGUUGAGUCCCGACCGGCAUCUCGAUUCAAACCCUCCCGUUCGUCAACACCUCGAGGCCAGUCCCAGUCGCACUACGCACCGACACCGCGACGCGACGAUCCAGCAGACGCCCCAGCCCCGGACGAUGAAGAUGCAAAAGCCCUAGACCGCGACUGGUAUGGCGGAGACGAAUUUGGAGGCCAUGUCUUUGGCGACGAUGCCCACAACCCCUUUGCCUCGUACGAGCUGUCGGCGUGGGAGUCGCAGCAGAUCGAAGCGGCUAAGGCGCAGAAGAUGGCGAGUCGAUACGACGCUCGCAAGGAGGAGAGACAGAGGGAGAACGAUGCAUGGGAGACGAAUCGCAUGCUGGUGUCUGGAGUCGCCCAGCGCCGUGAUAUGGCCGCCGACUUUGACGACGACGAGGCCACCCGUGUUCAUCUCCUGGUGCACGACCUGCGCCCGCCCUUCCUCGACGGCCGCAAGAUCUUCUCCAAGCAGGUCGAGCCCGUUCCUGCCGUGCGUGACUACCAGAGCGACAUGGCUGUCUUCAGCAGGAAAGGGAGCAAGGUCGUCAAGGAAGCUAGGCAGCAGAGGGAGAGGCAGAGGCAGGCUCAGGAGGCCACCAGCAUGGCUGGUACGACGCUGGGUAACAUCAUGGGUGCCAAGGAAGACGAUGGCGAUAGCGCUCUGCCUGUGGCUGGCGAGGAGGACGGCAAAGACCGAGAGGGGCGCAAGGUGAACAAGUUCAACGCCAACAAGGAGAAGGCCAAGGGGGCCAGCAACUUCAGCCAGAGCAAGAGUCUGCGCGAACAGCGCGAAUACCUCCCCGCAUUUGCUGUGCGCGAGGACCUGCUGCGCGUCAUACGCGAGAACCAAGUCAUCAUUGUCAUCGGUGAGACGGGAUCAGGCAAGACCACGCAGCUGACCCAGUUCCUCUAUGAAGAAGGCUAUGGAAAUCGGGGCAUGAUUGGCUGUACGCAGCCUCGACGUGUGGCUGCCAUGAGUGUGGCCAAGCGUGUGUCGGAAGAGAUGGAGGUCCCCCUGGGAAGCACAGUCGGAUACGCCAUCCGAUUCGAGGACUGUACCAGCAAGGAGACCGUCAUCAAGUACAUGACAGACGGUGUCCUGCUGAGAGAAUCCCUCAACGAGCCCGAUCUCGACAGGUAUUCGUGCAUCAUCAUGGACGAGGCGCACGAGCGAGCUCUCAACACGGACAUUCUAAUGGGCCUCUUCAAGAAGAUUCUACAGCGGAGACGGGACCUCAAACUCAUCGUCACAUCGGCCACCAUGAACGCUAAGCGCUUCUCCGACUUCUUCGGCUCGGCGCCGGAUUUCACGAUUCCCGGAAGGACGUUCCCCGUCGACGUCAUGUUCCACCGCUCCCCCGUCGAGGACUACGUGGACCAGGCGGUGCAUCAGGUGCUCUCCAUCCACGCGUCGAUGGAUGCCGGUGACAUCCUCGUCUUCAUGACUGGCCAGGAAGAUAUCGAGGUGACGUGCGAGCUGGUCCGCAAGAGGCUUGAUGCGCUCAACGACCCCCCGAAGCUGGAGAUCCUCCCCAUCUACAGUCAGAUGCCGGCAGACCUUCAGGCAAAGAUCUUCGACAGGGCAGCCCCUGGCGUGCGAAAGUGCAUCGUCGCCACCAACAUUGCCGAAACGAGUCUGACAGUCGACGGAAUCAAGUACGUGGUGGACGCGGGCUACUCCAAGCUCAAGGUGUACAAUCCCAAGAUGGGCAUGGACACGCUGCAGAUCACGCCCAUCUCGCAAGCCAACUCGUCGCAGCGGUCCGGGCGUGCGGGCCGGACCGGGCCCGGAAAGGCGUUCCGACUGUACACGGAGAAGGCGUUCAAGGACGAGCUGUACAUGCAGACAAUCCCGGAGAUCCAGCGGACCAACUUGGCCAACACGGUGCUGAUGCUCAAGACGUUAGGAGUGAAAGACCUGCUGGACUUCGACUUUAUGGACCCGCCGCCGCAGGACACGAUACUGACGUCCAUGUUCGACCUGUGGGCGCUGGGGGCGCUAGAUAACAUGGGGGAGCUGACAGAGCUGGGCAAGAAGAUGAGCGCGUUCCCGAUGGACCCGUCGCUGUCGAAGCUGCUCAUCAUGGCGGAGGAGUACGGAUGUAGCGAGGAGAUGAUAACGAUUGUGUCGAUGCUGUCGGUGCCCAACGUCUUCUACCGGCCCAAGGAGCGGCAGGACGAGGCGGACGCGGCGCGCGAGAAGUUCUGGGUGCACGAGUCGGACCACCUGACGUACCUGCAGGUGUACCAGGCGUGGAAGGCCAACGGGUACUCGGACGGGUGGUGCGUGCGGCACUUCCUGCACGCCAAGUCGCUACGGCGCGCCAAGGAGAUACGCGAGCAGCUCCUGGACAUUGUGCGCAUGCAGAAGAUGGAGCUGGUCAGCUGCGGCAUGGACUGGGACCUGGUCCGCCGCGCCAUCUGCUCGGGCUACUACCACCAGGCAGCCCGGUACAAGGGCUCGGGCGAGUACACCAACCUCCGCACCAACCUGGGCGUGCAGCUCCACCCCACCAGCGCGCUGUACGCUGGCCACCCCCCGGACUACAUCGUCUACCACGAGCUCAUCCUCACCUCCAAGGUGUACGUGUCCACCGUCACGGCCGUGGACCCCUACUGGCUCGCCGACCUGGGCGGCGUCUUCUACUCGGUCAAGGAGAAGGGAUACUCGACCCGCGACAAGCGGACCGUCGAGAAGGAGUUCAACCGCAAGGUCGAGAUUGAGGCCCAGAUGGCCGAGGACAAGAGGAUCGACCAGGAGAGGAGGGAGGCCGAGAAGAACAGGUCCGUCGUGGUCAAGAAGAAGGAGGCUGAUGGGAAGAAGUUUACGCAGCACGGGGCUGUCAGGAAGCCCCUCGUCAAACGGAGGCGAGGGGGUAUAUAG
Messenger RNA from Geosmithia morbida, 2931 nucleotides. RefSeq names its product pre-mRNA-splicing factor ATP-dependent RNA helicase DHX38/PRP16. Gene Ontology annotation, molecular function: ATP binding; RNA binding. Bases 1 to 2931 code for a protein of 976 amino acids. The record is from RefSeq and is a predicted model, not a curated record. Gene Ontology annotation, cellular component: intracellular anatomical structure; spliceosomal complex. Gene Ontology annotation, biological process: mRNA splicing, via spliceosome. NCBI's taxonomy places the organism in Eukaryota, Fungi, Ascomycota, Sordariomycetes, Hypocreales, Bionectriaceae. The transcript has a single exon.